Messenger RNA from Cylindrotheca closterium, 1143 nucleotides. Lineage: Eukaryota; Bacillariophyta; Bacillariophyceae; Bacillariales; Bacillariaceae. The record is from the annotation of a GenBank genome assembly.
AUGAACUUUGAAAAUCCUAAUAUAUCCAACAGAUCCGUCAUGAUAACUUCACCAGAAUACAUUACAGCCAAAGCUGCCAAUGGAGCAAACUCGUCUGCCGCAUACUUUAUACAGUGGUUGCGAACCCAGACGGGGAAUCCAGAGGUCAAUCUGCACUAUACCGUCCUAUCCUAUGAGAUGACACCAACAAAUGGAGACCUAGUUCAGGGCACUAUCAGUAAUCCAAAGGCAGAAGUGCCUGGAGACAAUCCUGUUGCUACUAGCCACACCCCAUCUAUUUCAGCGGACCCAAUUACCCAGAGGGAGGACUUGCAUUCUAUUGUGCAACCUACCAAUGUUGCAAAGUUAAGUGUGGACAAACUGGUUGAAGGAAAUUCCAUGGUUUCAAGGGAUAGAAACAGAUCCCUUUUCAUUUUGGCACAGCAACAUAAGCAACGAGCCAAAGUACUAUCCCACUUCAGCCAAUUGAGACCCAAUGAAAAGGCAACACCUACGAAGGACAAGAUGAGAAAACCUACUCCUCUCCAAAUUGUAAGUCCACCCCCAAUGGGUCCUGGGGGUCUAGCCGCAACGCGACAAGCAGUUCAUGCUGCCGCAGCUCCAAUGAUGAAGCAACAGUUUGGCCGUUUUACGUCCACAUUGACUGUUAUGGACCAAUUGACACGCACUGAGUUCAUUCACAACCAGCGGGAGGCCAUAGAAGCAAAAGCUAUCAAAGCAGUGUGCUCUAAAUUUGUGAGAGCCAAAGCAAUGCCUGGUGGUGUAGGGGAUACUACAAAAUUGUGUGGAGUCGAAUAUCAAGCCAUGAACUUCAAGCAUUUGGUGACUCCCACCAUCCCAUCAAAGUGUUCCUUGGACUCCUUCACGGAUAAUGGGGCCACUCCUUCAACAGAGACCUGCAUCCAAGCUGCCAAAGACUUCAAGCAUUUGGUGACUCCCACCAUCCCAUCAAAGUGUUCCUUGGACUCCUUCACGGAUAAUGGGGCCACUCCUUCAACAGAGACCUGCACCCAAGCUGCCAAAGACUUCAAGCAUUUGGUGACUCCCACCAUCCCAUCAAAGUGUUCCUUGGACUCCUUCACGGAUAAUGGGGCCACUCCUUCAACAGAGACCUGCACCCAAGCUGAGAGCCAUUUGAAUUGA